This is a messenger RNA of Athalia rosae (coleseed sawfly), 2077 nucleotides long. RefSeq names its product guanine nucleotide-binding protein-like 1 (gene Ns4). The record is from RefSeq and is a predicted model, not a curated record. The coding region runs from base 165 to 1964 and encodes 599 amino acids. The transcript is spliced from 5 exons. NCBI's taxonomy places the organism in Eukaryota, Metazoa, Arthropoda, Insecta, Hymenoptera, Athaliidae. Gene Ontology annotation, molecular function: GTP binding; GTPase activity.
UAUAACCUCGUACAACGAUCGAUUUCAAACUUCCACGGUUCAUUUCGGAUUCUAUUGCGCUCGUCGUACAUUCGUACCGCGUGUCCUUACUGGCUAUGCAAGGUCUCCUUUGUGUUUUACACAAGUAUUUUAUUGGGUGAAGGUUUUCCAAGUUUCCUGGAGUGAUGCCGCAAGGCAGAAGAAAGGUGCCUUUCAGUGGCAAGGCGAAAAAAUUACAAAUGCAAGCCAAAAAACUCCGACAAACGCACGUGCCGCCUCCCGGUUCGACAGCGAAGAUUCAUGGGGGACAACGGGGAGACCAGGAAUCCGUGAUUUUAUCGUCUGGAGUCCAGAAAAUAAAUUUGCAACCGCGUGCAACUAAUUCCUCAGGAAAUAAAUACGCGUUGCAGUUCUACCAGGAAUCCAAGGAGGAACUUAUGAAGAGAAAAGAAGAGGCCCGACAAGGGAUUGUCCCGGUACCAUUGGAAAAGCAAGAAAUUUCUGACAAUUUUUUUCCACCUGAAAUCGAUUUGCCAAAAAGACCACCAUGGGAUUUCAACACCGGCAAAGAUGUGCUCAAUGCGAAGGAACAUAGAUAUUUUACCGAAUAUUUGAAGAAUAUCGAGAACGUGAGCGGUCUGAGUUACUUCGAAUUGAAUCUGGAGACGUGGCGACAGUUAUGGAGAGUCUUGGAAAUGUCGGAUAUACUUUUGAUCAUAGUAGAUAUUCGAUAUCCGGUGCUGAUGUUUCCUCCCUAUUUGUACGAAUAUGUGACCAAGACAUUGGGAAAAGAUAUGAUAUUGGUGUUGAAUAAAAUCGAUUUAGCGCCCGCUGGUUUAGUUAUCGCUUGGCGCGAUUACUUCAAUAUUCGUUACCCAAAAUUGCACGUAUUGACGUUCACCUCAUUCCCAACUUACAAUCUCCGCGGUCAAUCCGAGGAAUCCACCGGAGCGGGAAAAUCAGAAGGGCUGAGAACGCGUCGCCUCAAAGGAAAAUUGAGGAUGGCUGCUGAGGGUGCUAAAAAAUUAUUGGAAGUCUGCGAACAGAUCGUCGGAGACGCCGUCGAUUUGAGUUCCUGGUGUGAAAAAAUUCACGAGGAAAUGGAGUCGGAUUCCGUGAUCGAUGAAGUAGCCAGAAGCACACAAGCAGCUCAAACUGAAAAAGAAGAUACUGGCUUUUAUGAACACGAACGUUACAAAGAUGGAAUGUUGACGAUCGGGUGUCUCGGUACACCGAACGCUGGAAAAUCAUCCCUGAUGAAUGCGCUGAUGGGAAAAAAAGUGGUCAGCGUAUCGAAAACACCGGGCCACACGAAACACUUUCAGACGAUAUUUUUGACGAAAACGGUUCGCCUGUGCGAUUGUCCGGGACUCGUAUUCCCCUCCACGGUUCCCAAGCAGCUACAAAUCCUCAUGGGGUCGUUCCCGAUUGCACAAGUCAAGGAACCGUACACCACGGUGAAAUUUAUCGGCGAAAGAUUGAACUUACCGCGGCUUUUGAAUAUCCGACACCCGGAAAAUGACGACACCUGGUCCGCGAUGGACAUCUGCGACGGCUGGGCAUCCAAACGGAAUUAUUUGACCGCGAGAACCGCACGAUUCGAUUCGUACCGAGCUGCGAAUUCCUUGCUACGAAUGGCGCUUGACGGAAAAAUUUGCCUCUACGUCUACCCGCCAGGAUGGGCUGCUUCGAAAGACGAUUGGGAAAAACAUCCCGACGUCGAAAUGAUCCGAUGGAUUCAGGCGAGGAGUCACGCUAGCGAGCGUCCAACUUACCAAUCUGCCAUUCUCUCUUCCGAGGAAGAGGAAGAGGAUGAGGAAGAUGAGAACAAUGAGGACGAGGAUGAAAAUGAGGAUGAGGAUGAUGGGGACGACGACGACGACGACGACGAGGACGAGGAUGAAGAUUCCGUAGGACUUUCGGGAGCAGGUUCCAGUAUUCCACCGAUCGUCAACAAGUUCGAUGCGUUGGCUAAAACAGCAUAAGAAUUUAAUUGGCGUCACUUAUUUUCAAAAUUGAACUGUUCUUCCAUUUUUAUUUGGCACGUGAUACCUGGGUUUAUUAUUAAAAUAUAUGUUACUCGUGAUAUUUUUGCUAA